ACCAUGGAUGACGUAAGAAAAGAUGACCAUUCGGUAGAUGAGUUGGAUGCCAAUCAGGUCAAAGUAUUCCUGUGGUGCAGCCCUCGGACCGUAUCAACUGCCUUCACCAAAUGCAUGAGUUUUAUCGAAGGAAUGGAGAUCUGGUCGGAACCAUUUGUCUAUUGUUAUCUGUCGUCCAAAGAAGUGAAGAAGAAACUCAAUGUCGAUCUUCCUUUCGUUCUCGAAGGUAACGAAGACAUCUACGCGAAGACCACGGAGCUCAUACGGACCUUCACAGGGUCUAACGUAAUCACCGAACGAAUUGUGUACGCUAACGUCAAACCAAGGCUUGAGGCAGCUAAAGGGCGCUAUGUCUUUGUCAAAGACAUGUGUCUUGGUAUCAGCAAGGAAACCUACCAAUACCUUCCCAAAGGCUUCAGGCAUACGUUUCUCAUUCGCACACCAGAGAGGGCCCUAUACUCUUUCCGUAACUCCUACUACCAUCACGGUAAAUCUCACGGCCUCCUGGAAGGUCCCGCAGCCGACUACGACACAUUCGACGUCACGCGCGACGACCCGCACAUGGACGACGGCUACUAUACCCUGGCUGUCUACGAGUUCUGGAAGUACGUCCGCUCUGAGUUGGAAGAGGAACCAAUCGUCAUCGACGCCGAUGAUCUUCUGACACAUCCAAAGGAGAUGUUGAAGAAGUAUUGCGAGUUGGUUGGCCUUCCCUUUAGCGAGUCGCUUCUCCAGUGGGACUCGUCCUUAGACACCUUCAAGACGUGGAAGCAGUGCGGGGACGACCAACUGAUGCAGAUGGCGGAUUUCUACGGCAGGGCGAUGCACAGCUCAUGUUUCAUGCCGCCAAGUAAACAGGUACCACGUGACCAAAUGACUCCUGACGUCAUAAAGGGAAUCGAGAUGACGAUGGCCUCGUAUCAGGAGAUGUACGAGCAUCGGAUCAAAAUUUAGAGACAUCUUUGACAUAAAACAUAUGUAGGGGGUUGCUUUUAUUUCUGCAUCCAUGCAUUUCAUAUGAUCGAAGAUUAUAAUAAUAGUCAGGCGUGGAUCCCGGGGACAGAACUCACGGGCUCGUGCCACCCUUACUUUCUCAAAAUCUGAAUUUAAAGAAUAUACUGUGGCAUGCUCUUUCCCUUCUAAUUUUGUGACCCUCUAUAGGGAAAGUGGGGAUGAAAAUAAGCCCCCUUUUGUCUUUUUUAAAAUGUAGCUUGAUUUUUUCUAGGCAGAGAAAGUAAC
Lytechinus variegatus (green sea urchin) is the source of this 1239-nucleotide messenger RNA. RefSeq lists its product as uncharacterized. The transcript has 3 exons. Lineage: Eukaryota; Metazoa; Echinodermata; Echinoidea; Temnopleuroida; Toxopneustidae. Bases 4 to 954 code for a protein of 316 amino acids. The record is from RefSeq and is a predicted model, not a curated record.